AUGGUAAUUGGCUAUCAAACAAUCGUAGGCUUCAUGCCGCGUCGAAACCUCCUCCUCCCGACAAUUUGUAUCGUCCUCCUUAUUGCGGCAUGGACCUUCCGAAAUCCGAGUCCCUCUAUUGAAAGAUGGCUUGACACAUCUGCUAUACGAGGUACUACAUCGCCGACGAUACCACCAAACUCAUCGCCACUCCUCUCAUCUUCUAACGGUCCUCCAACCCAAUUUCACAAUGAUGUCGAUUUAUCCUCUCCUGACGCUCCCUUUGUCGUCUGGCCGUUGCAAAGAGUAUGCAAAGAGGCUAUGUGGGUGGAAGGGUUAGUUUAUAUAUGCGACAACAAUUCUGGUGGAAUUGGUAAUAUACGAAAUUACAUCCAGACUUGCAUACGGUAUGGUCUCGAAGCUGGCGCAACGGGUUUCGUUAUGCCCAAGAUCCGAAAACGCAAUGAGACAGACCUAGCCGACCUCUUCACUGACUAUCUACCACUCGAAUACAUGUUUGAUGAGAACCACUUCAAAGAUGCCUUUACCCUCAGCUGUCCCCAGAUCACGCUCUACGACAAUAUCAAGGACAUACCCGGCAUAGGUAGCAAGCCUAACAUCGAGCAUAUCACACCCAAGAAGUUUGGAAACCGCGAAGGCUGCGAUUGGCGAGACCAGAAUCGUCACACGGAUCGUUUCGGUGAUAGAUUCCGCAGGUGGUUGAACGAUGUCAAGAAUGGACAACUCCCACCGUCGAAAGAUCACCCGCGAUUAAUACGUUUUAAUUGGGGUGUUCUCUGGGACUGGCAGGUCUAUCGUGACGGCCCCGAAUUUGCGAACACGUUCGGUAACAUCCUAAAAUUCAAUGAUCAGCUGCUUCGCCUAGGAGAGGUUACGCUACAAAAAAUGCAUGCGUAUGCGAAGGCUAAUGGAGUCGAGGAUGGCAAGUUCCUCGGCGUACACUUGAGAACAGAGAGCGACGCGCUGAGCUUCUGGCCGACUUACACUACUCAGACGGAUGCCUAUCUAAAACAAGCUACCAAGCGAGGCUUUGAAGCGGCGUACAUAGCCACGGGAGACCCUCUCGAGGCGCAAAAUUUUGCAGGGGCAGCCAUCGAGAUGGCGCAGAUGAGAGUGGUUAGCAAGACAGAUCUGCUAGAGGACGAAGAUUUAGAAGAGCUGGAGUCGUUGAGCUGGGAUCAACAGGGCCUAAUCGAUCUGAUCGUCCUCCUGGGGAGUGACUACUUUGUAGGUACAAUGCCGAGUAGUUUCUCGAUUUACAUAGCGAUGAAGCGGCACUUAAAGACGGAAGGUAUCUAUACGAGGCCUUAUAAGGUCGGAUCGGAAGGAGAUGGACUGUCGUAUCUCGUGGGUAACUAUGAAAAGUACUGGGAAGGUUGGCUCUACAUGUGGGAUGGUAUGUGGCCUUGA
Daldinia childiae is the source of this 1410-nucleotide messenger RNA. RefSeq lists its product as uncharacterized. NCBI's taxonomy places the organism in Eukaryota, Fungi, Ascomycota, Sordariomycetes, Xylariales, Hypoxylaceae. The transcript has a single exon. The record is from RefSeq and is a predicted model, not a curated record. Bases 1 to 1410 code for a protein of 469 amino acids.